Saccoglossus kowalevskii is the source of this 3480-nucleotide messenger RNA. Its product is annotated as ATP-binding cassette sub-family C member 5-like. Gene Ontology annotation, cellular component: membrane. Gene Ontology annotation, molecular function: ATP binding; ABC-type transporter activity; ATP hydrolysis activity. The record is from RefSeq and is a predicted model, not a curated record. Gene Ontology annotation, biological process: transmembrane transport. NCBI's taxonomy places the organism in Eukaryota, Metazoa, Hemichordata, Enteropneusta, Harrimaniidae.
AUGGGGGAUUAUGCCGCUACUAAGGACGACCAUUAUUACAGACUUGAUCAUCGAUCAUAUUCAUUUGCAGAAGCAAUGAAUUGCCAUGAUUUUGACUUAACAGAACCAUCGCAAAAUGUUAACGUCAGUGCAUACAAACCAACGAUAAAACAUGCUACAGAAAAAAACUAUGACCUUCCAAUAGAUGAUGCUGGAUUAUUCUCGUAUUUAUAUUUUACCUGGAUGUCGCCGUUGAUGAAAACAGCCUACAAAACAGGCUUGCAAGUAACCGAUCUUUGGGGGUGUGCAGAAUCUGACUCAGCGGAGUUCAAUUGUGAAAAAUUGCACAAACUGUGGAGCGAUGAGUUAGAUAUAAAAGGUUCAGCGAAAGCUUCUUUAGUAAAGGUUUUUUUAAAGUUUAUUAAGACAGAGGCUAUCAAAGCUACAUUUAGCUUCGUAAUAUUGGACGUGGCGAUAUUCAGUACUUCAUUACUUAUAUUUGCUUUACUGGACUAUAUCCAAGGAACAGAGUUCAAUAUGCCAUACGCACUGAGUCUUUGUUUACUGCUGGUUAUAUUUGACGUCGUGCGCUCAUUAUCGGUGUCAUGUGGCGCAGUGAUAUCACUGAGAGCUGCAGUGAGACUUAGAAGUGCUAUACUUAUGAUAUCUUACAAAAAGAUGAUGUCUUUUUGUAUCCUGCACGACCAGACUGUUGGCGAGUUCGUCAACUUAUCUACCAAUGACACACAGCGAAUAUUUGAGGCAGUGUCUUCUGCUGUUUUGCUCAUCGCAGGUCCAAUAAUGGGUAUUAUCAUCAUGAUAUACACAACGGUAUUCCUUGGACCAGCCGGACUAAUUGGAAGCUUAAUCUUCUUUCUGAUGUUGCCGAUUCAGAUUGUUUUGCAGGGUAAUUUAGUUGGUGUGUGUGGCAGUGUUGGCAGUGGGAAGUCGUCUCUCAUAUCCGCUAUAUUAUCUCAUAUGCAAUUAUUAUCAGGCAAAGUUGCCAUCGAUGGUUCCAUUGCAUAUGUGUCACAGCAAGCGUGGAUUUGUAAUGCCACAAUCAAGGAAAAUAUUUUGUUUGGACUUCCAUAUGACCGGCAUUGGUAUGAAAAAUCAAUAUUUGCUGCAUGUCUUCAAGAUGAUUUAGAAUUGUUGCCACGUGGAAGCGACACUGAGAUCGGAGAACGUGGUGUUACAUUAAGUGGUGGACAGAAGCAGAGAAUCAGCUUAGCUAGAGCAAUGUAUGCCAGGCGUGAUAUUUAUCUACUUGAUGACCCACUGAGUGCAGUGGACGCACAUGUUGGGAAGCACAUCUUUAAGUAUUUUAUCAAAGAAGGGCUUUGUGGUAAAACAGUAAUGUUCAUAACUCACCAGUUACAGUAUUUGAGCGUUUGUGAUCAUAUAUUGGUGUUAAAGGAUGGUAAAAUUGUUGAAUGCGGGACACAUGAGCAGAUGAUGGCAAGUGGCUUGGAUUAUGCACAGCUAUAUAACUGCUAUCUAAGCGAGACAUCCGAACCAAACAAUUUAACAAACGGUCACAGCGCCCAAAAUGAUUCAGUGUUUUCAGAGGAACAUCCGGACUUGGAUACCUCCGGCAGUUUAAGACAAGACGCAAAAUCCAUCAUUGGUAAAUCAAACUCGGUUGCCUCUAUUGCUGAUACAGAUAGUAACUAUGAUCCAUUGAUGACCAUAGAAGACAAGUCUGAAGGUAAUGUAAAAUGGAAGACAUAUCACGAGUAUAUACAGAAUGCUGGUGGAUAUCUCUUGGCGUCAUUUACACUGUUUACAUUUGCAGCAGUGUUUGCCUGCAUGACUGCUAGCAACUGGUGGUUAGGAUAUUGGAUGGCGAACACGAGUACAGUUAGUGAAGUUUUCAAUUAUACUAGCAGUAAUAUGACUGGAAAUUCAACUGACAUCAUUACAGACACCUCGGAAACAAAUGUGUUUGUUUCCAUAUACCUUAUCAUACUUGGAGUUCUAAUUGUCUCUACUAUAGUCAGGGUGCUUAUUUAUGUGAAGACAACCUUGAGAGCUUCAACUCGUCUGCAUAACAAGGUGUUCAAAGUGGUAUUUCGUGCUCCUAUGGAAUUUUUCGACGCUACGCCAUCAGGAAGAAUCUUAAACCGUUUCUCUAAAGACAUAGAUGAAGUUGACGUGAGGCUGCCAAUGUGUAUGGAAAGCAUGCUGAACUAUGCAUUUAUAAUUCUGUUUUCCCUCUUCUCCAUAAUCAUUGUGUUUCCAUGGUAUUUACUGGCUUUGUUGGCAUUUGCGGUUAUUUUUAUCGUAUGUUACUUAUAUUUUCACCACGCUCUGCGUGAGCUGAAACGGCUUGAUAAUAUCACUCGAUCACCAUGGAUUUCACACAUUACCACCACGAUUCACGGGUUGUCAACAAUACAUGCGUAUGGAAGGACAACGCAGUCUAUUAGGAAAUAUGCUGAGUUGGUCGAUGCGAACACUGUUUCCCUUCUUCUAUUCUGCCUCUCAAGUCGAUGGGUUGCUGUUCGACUGGAUGUCAUUGCCAUUUUAAGUACGUUUCUAACAGCUCUAAUGACAGUUCUUUCUCAUGGUAACAUUCCCUCUUCAUACAGUGGUAUAGCACUUAUAUAUUCUGUACAGUUUACAGGAACGUUCCAGUUAAUGGUACGAGAAAUGGCAGAAUGUGAGGCCAGGUUCACAUCAGUAGAAAGAAUUCUGUAUUAUAUAAAGAAUCUAUUGGCAGAAGCGCCAUCAAUAACUGACCCCAGACCUCCAGAUGACUGGCCACAACAAGGCGUGUUAGAGAUGAAGGAAGUGAAAAUGCGUUACCGUGAUAACUUACCUCUUGCGCUAAAUGGCAUAUCAUUCAAAGUUGACACAAUGGAAAAAAUAGGAGUCGUUGGAAGAACAGGGGCUGGAAAAUCCUCUCUUGGCACAUGCUUAUUCCGUCUCGUGGAUACAACAUCUGGAGAUAUUUAUAUAGAUGACGUGAAUAUAAAGACUUUGGGCUUACACGAUUUACGAUCUAGCAUAUCGAUAAUCCCACAAGAUCCCGCACUUUUUGUUGGAACGAUCAGAUAUAAUUUAGACCCCUUCAACCAAUAUUCCGAUGAUGACGUGUGGACAGCUCUUGAAAAGUGUUACAUGAAAGAUACUGUUCGGGACAUUGACGGAAAGCUCGAUGGUCAAGUCGUUGAAUGUGGAGGGAAUUUCUCAGUCGGGGAAAGACAGUUAUUAUGCAUGGCGAGGGCAUUGUUGAGAAAUUGCAAGAUCCUAAUAUUAGAUGAAGCCACCGCUGCUAUCGAUACUCAGACUGACAGUCUAAUACAACAAACUAUACGCGAUGCAUUUCAUGGGUGUACUAUGCUAAUAAUCGCCCACCGACUGAACACUGUGCUAAAGUGUGAUAAAAUUAUGGUCAUGGAUAAAGGAAUGGUUGUUGAGUUUGACACACCUUCUUCACUUCUGCAAGACCCAGAUUCACGUUUCACGUCCAUGAUGGAGGCUGCUGAGAAAAUCUGA